Messenger RNA from Hirsutella rhossiliensis, 2397 nucleotides. RefSeq names its product PIF1-like helicase domain-containing protein. Gene Ontology annotation, biological process: DNA repair; telomere maintenance. Bases 1 to 2397 code for a protein of 798 amino acids. The transcript has 18 exons. Lineage: Eukaryota; Fungi; Ascomycota; Sordariomycetes; Hypocreales; Ophiocordycipitaceae. The record is from RefSeq and is a predicted model, not a curated record. Gene Ontology annotation, molecular function: DNA helicase activity.
AUGAGCUCGGCCGUGUUCUUCCACCGCGAGAUGAAGCUGUUCUUCGAUCAUUACGUGAAGGUCGGUGAAGACUCGAUGCUUGCCGACAUCCACGGGGAGGAUCAGGCGGCGUAUCGCGAGCGAAUCGUCCGAUACAUCGAUAGCGUCUUCUCAGAGGAUCUGGACCAGGAAAGUUUUUGCGCCGUGCAAGCGGAGCGAUCUGUGACGGGCGGUAUUGGUUCCCUGCUGGACAACGCCGCGCAGUUCUCGGCCGCGUUUAUCGAGGAGGCCAACUUCUGUGCCGGCGCGACGCAGGAGGGCGGAAGGGGACCUCUGCCGGUUCAAGGCGCCAUGGAGAUCCGGAGGACACACAGCAUGGUCAAUCGAUGGAACGAGGCUAUUGCUGUCGGGCUCCGGCACAACCAUGAUAUUUCCUUCAUUGCGACGCAGCGCAAGACAAUGGCCCUCAUCUAUUAUGUCACGAACUACGCGACCAAGGUGGAGGACCCGGUGUGGAAGCGUGUGGCGGCCGCGGCCGAGCUCCUGGCCGCCUCAACAGGGAACAGGACGCGACAGUUCCUGAUGAGAGUGGCGAACCGCGUGUUCACGGAGCGUCCGCUAUCACAGGUCGAGGUCGUCGCUCACCUUCUCGGAUAUCCGGCCGAGUUCACCGACAGCAGCGCGUGGGCGUACCUGAACUGUUCUCUGCUGUACUGGGAAGUCUUUCGGCGAUGGCGGCAUCUCCGAGAAGCCAGUGGCGCUGCGGCUACGGAUGACACCUUGGAUGAGUCGGUGCUCAGGCGGCCGGGCAAGCACGCUACCGCCUGCCUCGACGGCUACCUGAGCAAGGACUUCACCUACGAUGACGAGUCGUGCUACCGGAGGGCAGCCGUGCAGCAUCUUGCGCUGUUCGUGCCGUGGAGUCCUUCCUGGGCGAAGGAACAGCUGCUUCGACGAUCCGCCGAAGACGCAAAACGCGACGCCAAGCAAUGGGCAGCCUCGUCCGGCGAUGGCGACCCGACGGUCGCACACGUCGAGGAGGGUGGAGCAGGCGAGGCGGGCGCGGAGUCUGCAGCGACAUAUCAGCCCAACAGCAUCGGAGACGCAACGCGGCUCAUCGACGUCGUCCGAGGUGCAGUGGGAGCGAAUCAGGUGACGGCCAAGUCGCCGGAGCUCAUGGCAAUGAUACAGCAGCUCUGGCGGGUAUUUGCCGGGGCCGCGCUUCCGCCGCAGGAUCAGGUCAAGGCUAUCAAGUCGCAGCAGCGUUGCGAAGGUGAUGACCGGUUUCGGGAGGACGAGGUCGAAAUGACGAUGGCCGACUCCGACGAGACCGCUAUCGACGCAGGGGCGGGAAUGGACUCCAUCGCUUUUCUGAUAAUAUGCCGCCAGCUCGAUUUUAUGCAGCAGACCGACGGGGCGAUGCCUGCCAGCUGCGCCAGUUCGUCGGCGGAGCGGUUCAUCCACGGCCAGUCUCGAAUGGAUUGGCAGGAGAAGGAUGUGCUCGUCAUCGACGAGGUGAGCAUGCUCGGGGCGCGGACGCUGCACGCCGUGAACGAGCGGCUUCGCCGGCUUCGCGGAUCGCGGCAAGAUUUCGGGGGGAUCCCCAUCGUCCUCUUCUGCGGAGAUUUUCAGCAGUUCCGGCCGGUCCAAGAGGACAACUCGUUCAAGGCCGAGCAGCGUCACCAGCACGACAAAGCGCACGCACUGUGGAAGAGGUUCACGACGGUCGUCAUGCUGGACGAGCAGAUGCGCGCCGCCGGCGACCCGGAGCUGCAGAGGCUGCUGAAGCGGAUCCGUCUAGGCGUGCAGGAUCGGACGGAUCUAAACCUCCUCAACUCAAGGAAUCGGUGGAACCUGAACAUGGAGGCGAGCCUGGCGUUCCGGGUCCAGCAGCGGUCGACGAUGCGCAUUUUCAUCUCCGAGCACAAGUGGAAGGAGGAGCUGCCGACGGAGGAAGAGGCGAUCAUGAUACUCAACCAGGGCGACGAUAGCGCGAUCCCGGUGCCGGCCGUCUUCAUGUUCGUGGCCGGGAUGCCCAUCGUCAUUGUCGACAAGGCGUACCCGGGGCAUCGGAUCUCGGCCGAUAUGACGAUCCACUUCGGGCCGCCGGCGGGAUCAUUCUCGAAUCGGAGACGACGAGAUAUCUCCACUUCUGCCAGCGAAAAAGGCCGUGGCAACGCAACGACGUCAGCCGAAAGGUGCGACCCGUACGGCCUGUACGUGCAGCUAUCGCGCUGCCGAACUCUAGACGGCAUCAUGCUCGUGUCCAAGGUGCGGGACAGAGACUUGGUGGGCAACCGGGUCCCCGAGGAGAUGACUGCCGCACAGGCCAGGCUCGAGGUACUGAGCGAGAGGACCGUUGAGGAGGCGUUGCGCUGGCUGGACGGUGAUGCUGAAGAGUCAAGGCGGCCGCGCUAG